This is a messenger RNA of Rosa chinensis, 726 nucleotides long. RefSeq lists its product as uncharacterized. Lineage: Eukaryota; Viridiplantae; Streptophyta; Magnoliopsida; Rosales; Rosaceae. The record is from RefSeq and is a predicted model, not a curated record. Gene Ontology annotation, molecular function: nucleic acid binding; RNA-DNA hybrid ribonuclease activity. The transcript is spliced from 3 exons. Bases 1 to 726 code for a protein of 241 amino acids.
AUGGAUAGAUGGAUCCUCCUCACCUUCGCCGUCCUCGUCUUCGCCGUCCAGUUCGCUUACGUCAUCACCCUUGUCGGCGAGUCUUGCUGCUACAACGACUUCGAUCUGCUUCUUUACAAAGGCACAGUGAAUCAGUUAUUCGUCGCAAGGAGGGAGAAGUCAAAAUGGAGGAACCCUCCUAGUGGGCAGCUGAAGGUGAAUGUUGAUGGUAGCUACAGGGCUGAGUUUGGUGAUGGUGGAGUGGGAGUUGUGAUAAGGGAUGAAAAUGGUAUGUGCCUGGUUGCUUUGGCUCAUUAUUUUCCACAUGCUUCAUCUGCUCUACACAUGGAAGCUGAAGCAUGUCGGGCUGGACUACUAUUGGCAAUCCAUCAGAACAUGUCUGCUAUUGAUUUGGAGAGCGAUUGCUCUCUUGUGAUUACUGCUCUACAACAUAACGUGGAAGAUAGAUCUGAGAUUGGGCGUAUUAUCGAUGAUUGUAAGUCAUAUUUGACAUCUUUUCACCCUUUUCAGGUUAGACACAUCUUCCGUGAAGCAAAUGGUGCAGCCAAUAGGUUAGCGCACCUUGCUAGUUAUAAUUAUAUUUCUGAUGUAUGGUUAGAGGAGACUCCUGUUAUUAUUCGGGAUGUUCUCUAUGAGGACUCUUGUAUUGAUGCUCGAGGUCAAGGUUUUAUGUCCCCCUCGACAAGGUUAAUUCAUUCUAAUAUAAUAAGUCAGGCGUGGGGCUGA